Messenger RNA from Ochotona curzoniae (black-lipped pika), 1942 nucleotides. It is a transcript of the gene PHOSPHO2, whose product is annotated as phosphatase, orphan 2. The transcript is spliced from 2 exons. Gene Ontology annotation, molecular function: phosphatase activity. The record is from RefSeq and is a predicted model, not a curated record. Lineage: Eukaryota; Metazoa; Chordata; Mammalia; Lagomorpha; Ochotonidae. The coding region runs from base 539 to 1273 and encodes 244 amino acids.
UGAAAGGAAUCAUUAAGUAUUUGUAGACAAAAAUUUGUGUACAUAUAAUCCUGGUGGGUUUUUCAGAAGCUAAUUUAUCAAGUGCCAGGAACUAAGAAGGGUCAGAAAUGUGCAACCCACGUGGGCAUGCAUCCUUCUUUACUAUGUAAGCAUUAUCAAAAAUAAAAUAAAUCUAUUGUUUAAAAAAAAAAGGUUAAAAGAAAUGCACAACCCGUGUGAGCUGACACCUGGGCCUGCCGUGGUUUUAUAUGGGAUGCUGAUUUCCCAGGUCAUAGGUGAUAACAGUAACCAGUGUAGCAGUGGUUUAGCCUCAGCAGUUUUACUUGCAGGACAUGCUGGACUACGGAGAUGCAUGGAGAAUCAUCUCCCAGUGAAGAUUUUAUGAGGUUUUAAGUAGCUAGGAUAUAUUUUGAAUUUCAUAAGAUGUGAUGCCAUUAAUUUGCUAGUUUUGACAGGCGGCCAAAUACUAUUUCAAACUCCAGUCCCCGGCUCUGACCCAUGAGUCUUCACACAGGCAAUCCAGUCUCCUCCUGGAACCAUGAAAAUCUUGCUGGUUUUUGAUUUUGACAAUACAAUCAUAGAUGACAAUAGUGACACCUGGAUUGUGCAGUGUGCCCCAGACAGAAAGCUCCCUGUUGAACUACGAGAGUCAUACCAAAAAGGAUUUUGGACGGAAUUUAUGGGCAGAGUCUUUAAAUAUUUGGGAGAUGAAGGUGUAGGGGAAGAGGAAAUGAAAAGAGCAGUUACUUCCAUACCUUUCACUCCAGGGAUGGUAGAACUUUUCUCCUUCAUAAGAAAGAAUAAGGAUAAAUUUGAUUGUAUCAUUAUUUCAGAUUCAAAUUCCAUCUUCAUAGAUUGGGUUUUAGAAGCUGCCCGUUUUCACGAUGUGUUUGAUAGAGUGUUUACAAAUCCAGCAGGUUUCGAUAACAAUGGUUAUCUCACUGUGAAAAAUUACCAUACUCAUACUUGCAAUAGGUGCCCAAGGAAUCUUUGCAAAAAUGUCGUAUUAGAGGAAUUUAUAGAUAAACAGUUGAAACAGGCAGUGAAUUAUACCCAAAUUGUUUAUAUAGGUGAUGGUGGAAAUGAUGUUUGUCCAGUAUCCUUUUUAAAGAAGAAAGAUGUUGCCAUGCCACGGAAAGGAUACACUUUACAGAAAACUCUUUCCAAAAUGUCUGGAAAUCUUGAACCUAUGGAAUCCUCUGUUUUGGUUUGGUCUUCAGGUGUUGAAAUCAUUUCUCAUUUGCAGUGUCUAAUAAAGGAGUGUAUCCACUAAGAUUAGAUUCAGCAUCAUAAAAUCUAAAAUCUCCAACAGCUAAUGACUUAGGGAAGUAUUUUUUUUCUCACUGAAAGUAAUUCCAGAGGUAAGUAUCUUGAGGCCUUUUUCUUGCUCUAACUGCCGUAGCAUUUGGCUUCCAACUUAAAAUCCAAGGUUUCUGUUCAAGCUACAGCCCUCACAAAGACAUUCUUGCCAGCAAGAAGCACAGUGAGAAGGUCCCAGCUCCUUGUUUUAGGACAUUUCCUGGAAGGGGAAACCAAUGCUGCUGCUUAAAUGCCAUUGGCUAAUACUUGGUCAUAAGGCCCCAGCUACCUGCAAGGAAGCAAGGGAUAGAGAGCUCUCAUUCAACUGGUUACAUGCCCAGGAAAAAUUGGGAAGAAUACAGACUAAGGUAGGUGCAUGCCAUUAGUGGUCUCUGCUAAAGGUGCUUGAUAGAUUAUAUUUUGUUCACUUAUGCCUGGAAAGAGUAGUCAUACUAUACUUUGUCAGAUAUUUAUUUUCAAAAAUGUGUCCAGUGGUUAAACAUCUUAACUAUUUUAAAAUAAGCCUGAUGUUUUAUUCACAUAAGAGAAAAAGGCUUCCAAAUGUGUGUAGUGUCCUCCUAAAGAUAUAGGGAUACAAUAUGUAUUGUUCAAAGCUAUCUAUUUCUUUCUAACAUGGAUUACA